Messenger RNA from Salvia splendens (bonfire salvia), 2093 nucleotides. RefSeq names its product glutathione reductase, chloroplastic. The record is from RefSeq and is a predicted model, not a curated record. Gene Ontology annotation, biological process: cellular response to oxidative stress; cell redox homeostasis; glutathione metabolic process. Gene Ontology annotation, molecular function: NADP binding; glutathione-disulfide reductase (NADPH) activity; flavin adenine dinucleotide binding. Gene Ontology annotation, cellular component: mitochondrion; cytosol. Lineage: Eukaryota; Viridiplantae; Streptophyta; Magnoliopsida; Lamiales; Lamiaceae. The transcript is spliced from 12 exons. Bases 68 to 1753 code for a protein of 561 amino acids.
AAACGUUUGUGGUUAAUAGACGACACUCGAUUUGAGUCACUCAACUUAGUCGAAGCCGAGCAAAGAAAUGGCGGCGACGAGAGUCAUGGCAUCGGCGGGCAACGCCGUCUCCACGCCUCAAAGCCUCAAUCUAUGCUUUAAAAACGGCAGAUUGCUCACGCAGAAAAAGCGCCUCUUCUUCGUCAACAACAAUUCUAGCAAAAAGCUGAUGCUAAGCGUUGUCCAUUCCUUUCCUUGUGCACACCGUAGCUGCCGCUUCACCACCACGGUCCGGGCAGAGUCCACCAAUGGCUCUGAGCCAUCUGCAAACUACGACUUCGACCUCUUCACUAUCGGCGCCGGCAGCGGAGGUGUUAGAGCCUCUCGCUUCGCAGCCAAUUUUGGAGCUAAAGUUGCGGUUUGCGAGCUGCCGUUUGCUACCGUAUCAUCCGACUCUGCUGGAGGCGUUGGUGGCACGUGCGUGCUCCGUGGAUGUGUUCCUAAGAAGCUCCUUGUGUAUGCAUCCAAAUUUUCUCAUGAAUUUGAAGAGAGUGGUGGAUUUGGUUGGAGUUAUGACGCAGAACCUAAACAUGAUUGGAGCACCUUGAUUGCAAAUAAGAAUGCUGAACUGCAGCGCCUUGUCGGGAUUUACAAAAACAUAUUGAAAAAUUCUGGAGCCAUGCUACUCGAAGGACGUGGCAAGAUUGUGGAUCCACAUACAGUGGACAUAAAUGGAAAACUAUAUUCAGCAAAGAACAUUCUUAUUGCAGUUGGAGGGCGUCCAUUCAUUCCUGAUAUUCCUGGAAGUGAAUAUGCAAUAGAUUCUGAUGCUGCCCUUGAUUUACCUUCAAAGCCUAAGAAAAUUGCUAUAGUUGGGGGUGGUUAUAUCGCAGUUGAGUUUGCUGGCAUCUUCAAUGGAUUGAAGAGUGGUGUCCAUGUAUUCAUAAGACAGAAAAAGUUGUUGAGAGGAUUUGAUGAAGAGGUCAGAGACUUUCUUGGUGAACAAAUGUCAUUAAGGGGUAUUAAUAUCCACUCUGAGGAGACACCUCAAGCUAUAGUUAAGUCAUCAGAUGGGUUACUGUCUCUGAAAACGAACAAAGGAACAGUUGAUGGGUUUACUCAUGUCAUGUUUGCAACAGGACGAAAACCAAAUACAAAGAAUUUAGGUUUAGAAGCUGUCGGAGUGAAUUUGUCAAUAAAUGGAGCUAUAGAGGUUGAUGAAUUCUCUCGCACUUCUGUUCCAUCAAUUUGGGCUGUAGGAGAUGUUACUGACAGAAUAAAUUUGACCCCAGUUGCCUUAAUGGAAGGAGGAGCACUAGCAAAAACUCUUUUUGCCAAUGAACCCACAAAACCUGAUCACAGUGCUGUGCCAUGUGCAGUCUUUUCUCAGCCUCCUAUCGGGCAAGUUGGUCUUACUGAAGAUCAGGCAGUGAAGGAAUAUGGUGAUAUUGAUGUUUAUACAUCAAAUUUCAGGCCUCUAAAGGCCACCCUUUCUGGCCUGCCUGAUCGGGUCUUCAUGAAACUUAUUGUAUGUGCGAAGACUAACAAAGUCAUUGGUCUGCAUAUGUGUGGUGAAGAAUCAGCAGAAAUCGUCCAGGGAUUUGCUAUUGCUGUGAAAGCUGGGUUGACUAAGGCUGAUUUUGAUGCAACAAUAGGUAUCCACCCAACUGCAGCAGAGGAAUUUGUCACCAUGAGAACACCUACGCGGAAGAUCAGAAGCGCUCCAUCUGAGGGAAAAUCAGAUUCUGAUGCCAAAGCUGCUGCUGGUGUUUGAUUCGAGUUUAUGCGAUGAAAAACUGCUGCAUCGAAGGAUAUACAUAUGAGUAAUCCAUGCCGGGCCAGUCGAGUGACCUCAGUCGUUGCCCUUCUCCGGACAGCUGUGUGAGCUAGAAUGAGUAUAUGCAUAUGCAGUUGAUGAAAGAGACGAAGCAAAAGCGGCUGUAAAAAAUGUGUUUCUUCUGUUCACCUUCUUGCAUAGAUGCGAUUUCUCACUGGUUUUGUUUAGCAAGUUUAUUUAAUAUUAAUGGGUAUUGUUUCAUAAAAUGUUAUUAUAAAAGUUUGAGACUUUUCGAUGCCAAAAAAUCAACUUUGCUUCCAUAAUCCAUUUAUAUUAA